AGCGGCGCGCCGCAGGUUGCAGAAAAAAGCAGCGCGGAGCGCACCAAGAAAGCCACCCCGGCCGAGGCAAAAAGGCUUGUGGAAAACUGAGCGCGCCGUUCAGGUCAAGCCGUUCCCGGUCGACAGGCGUGGGCAAUGGACGACCGGGCUCAAGACCUGGGCCGCUUUAAUUCACUGCGGUGCCAAUCACUACCGACGCCGCCACGGACUUCCUGAAUUCAAAUUGUCCAAGACGGACGCCUUAACGCCCGCAGACAUCUCGCGCGUGCAGCAGAACGACUGGCUCGAUUUUUCUGAGCUCGAGUCGAAAGCUGUCGGCAAUGUUUACGGCGUGGAGUAACCUCGUAGGCAUGGGCCCAAGGGGCCACCGCACUCCCUGGACUCAUCUAACUUGACUACAACGCUUGGGGCUUUCUUUAACUCAAAUCCCGGGUGUAUCUGACUCUCCUCGGGGUCUCUCGUUAUAUAUCUAGCGCUAGGAGUCUAACGACCGCGCAGCCUUUGACUUGUGGGCUUCAUGUAGUUAGGCUGUAGCUUCUUGAGGCUUCUUGUUAUGCACUGGCUUAGUCUUAGGCUGUGGCUUCUUUCGGCUUCUUGUUGUGCACUGGCUUCGUCUCCUCUUUAUCGCUAACCAUUGUGGUGCUCGCAUGCUGGUGCAUUUGAAGGAAAUACGGGCCAAGAGAUUGUCCGACACAUUGCAGAGGGGCCGGCGUCUAGAUCGGAAACGGAUCUCGUCAAGUUCAAGCAUAGCCUCUUCCUCACACGUUUCGAGGAUGAAGAGUACGAGAGCGGUGCCGUCCGUGCAAAGGUGUGGGAAAUCUCACGCAAAGCGUUUGCGCGGUCGACAAACUUCCGACGUGCCACAUUUCCCGUGCGAAUUUGUGGCAAACCGAAGCGAAACCUGCGGGCGGCGCUGCAGGUCUUGCGGCGCUUAA
This is a messenger RNA of Amoebophrya sp. A25, 935 nucleotides long. The record is from the annotation of a GenBank genome assembly. Lineage: Eukaryota; Dinophyceae; Syndiniales; Amoebophryaceae.